CGGAUUUGCCGUCUCGCCAUGUCAAUCCACUCCGAGCAGUACCUCGACAACUCACGACAACCGGCUCGAGAGAAGCGGACAAACCGUGUCGAGCGAAGCUGCGAUCUAUGUCGAAAGCGGAAAGUUCGCUGUGAGGAUGAUUUAAAAGUCGCGAACAAUGCUCACACAGCUGCUGUAGGUGACGGCUUCAACAAGGCGGACAAUAGUUGCACCAACUGCGCGAACACAGGACGCGAAUGCACUUACGAAGAGCCCGCCAGGAAAAGGGGACCCAGAUUCAAGGAGCUCGAGGCUUUGAAGAAACAAGUCGCAACUUUGGAAGCUCAGCUUCGCACGGUGCAAACUGUGUGUUCGCGAUGCUCUCGGCCUCUGCCGAGGUCAGAUGAGGGUACCACCAGCGUCACUUCCGACUCGCCAUUAUCCUCAGAAGAAGAAGAAGACAACGACAAUGACGACGGCCAGGUCGCUCAAAAGCUCGGACGGCUCUCCAUAGACCCAUGCUAUUAUGGCUCAGUUAGCAAUUAUUCCCUCGCGAAUAAAGCCAUCGCAGUCAAAGAGCUUGUUACCGGUCAACAUUCUACACAUCCCCCUCGUAGCUUAAAUCUGGCUCCCUGGGAAACCGCAGCAUACCCACUACAAUGGAUAGACUACGCGUUUCCCGAACCCGACUUGUUAUCGUCUUUAGUAACCCUCUACUUCGAGGAGUUCCAUCCCACUCUGCCUUUUUUACAUCGACCUUCUUUCGAGCGCUUGGUGGACGAUGGACUGCACUUGAAGGAUCAGCAAUUUGCGCAACUCUUGCUGGCUGUGUUAGCAACUGCUUCUUUUUAUUCGAAUGACCCUCGAGUCUUAGUCGAUGACCACCCUCAAUCGUCUGGUUGGAAGUUCUUUUCUCAAAUUCCUUCGGGUGGCGGGUCCGUCGACCCUGUCCUCUACGAGACACAAAGAUACUUGCUAAUGACGUUCUACUCUAUUGCAACCUCAAAGCCUCAAGCGAUUUGGACGCAUCUUGGUCUUGGUAUGCGCUGUCUCUUGCAGCGUGGAGAGCAUGAGCGCAAACGAGAGCAGAGACCCACUCCAGAGCUAGAGCUUUGGAACAGAGUCUUCUGGUCGUAUAUGUGCAUGGAUCGCCUUCUCUGUGGUUCCCUCGGACGACCAGUUGGUAUUCACUCGGAAGAUAUUGAUGCUUCUUUACCUCUCGAAGUCGAUGACCAGUUUUGGGACGACUUUGUCCAACCCCCGACUAUACCCCCAUUGCAUGCGUAUCUAAAAUGCUACUCCGAGUUGUGUGAGAUAUUGGCGAAUACCACUCGUUUAUACGGAGCCAAAAAGUCAAAACCACGCUGGGAAGGCCGAGAAGGAGUGCAGCAGGCUGUUGCCAGGCUCGACUCCUCACUCAACAAGUGCUUUAAUUCAUGUCCAUCUUACCUCCACUGGGAGCCAGAUGGAGCUCUCAACAUCGAUUUAUUUGACUCGAGGACCCUGGCGUUCUUCGACCAGUCCUUCGUCUUAUAUGUGACAUAUCACUGGAAUUCCGUUGCAAUCCAUCGCCCCCACAUCAACAAGCUGAGCUCAUUGGCCGCAGCCUCACUCGCAGCAUGCACUACUGCGGCCCGGGCAAUUAUUCGCGCUGCAGACCGCUGGGUCCGCUUCCGGCAAAGGCUAUUUCCACCUCCGGUCCUCUCGCCACUCUUUGUCGCGGUCGUUGUUCUCGUGAUGGGAACAUUCUCCAACAGAAAUACAAGUCCUGUGAAAGACAAGGCACUCGCAGAGCGCGGAAUGGAUAUGAUCAAGGACUCGGCUACGCGGCGACAGUCGGAGGGGCGCCUCACAAAGAUACUCGAUCAGCUUAGAAUCACUACAGUGGAUUCAUUACCACGGCGAGAUGACUCUUAUAAUGCUCAACACGCGACGAGCGCACCAGAGUCCAGCGCAAAUGCAACAACCCAUAUGUUUCCGACAACGAUACCCCUGCAAUCGCCCGCCCCUGUCUCAUUCAUACCAGCACCCUCCGAUUUGGCCGGUGGCGUAUCCAUCGAGCAGCUAUUAGCCGAGACCGCUGAUUUGUCUUCAUUCGAGAUGCAUUAUGACUAUAUGGACAUUUGGGAGUCAGUGCCAACCGACAUCUCCGACCUCGCACAGUGGAAUAUAUAUUUGCAGCAAGGAUUCCCAUCUACAGCAUAA
Mycena indigotica is the source of this 2184-nucleotide messenger RNA. RefSeq names its product Zn(2)-C6 fungal-type domain-containing protein. Gene Ontology annotation, biological process: regulation of DNA-templated transcription; DNA-templated transcription. Gene Ontology annotation, molecular function: DNA-binding transcription factor activity, RNA polymerase II-specific; zinc ion binding; DNA binding. Lineage: Eukaryota; Fungi; Basidiomycota; Agaricomycetes; Agaricales; Mycenaceae. The record is from RefSeq and is a predicted model, not a curated record. Bases 19 to 2184 code for a protein of 721 amino acids. The transcript has 15 exons.